CUCUCUCUCUCUUCUCCACCUCCAUCCCCACCUUGCACUCGCACCUCGCUGCAUCCACCAUGCGUCGCACUCUUCUGCGCUCCGCCAAGGCGGCGGGACCGAGCAGCAGCAGCGUGCCCACCUCUGCCACACCCUCCUCCUCCUCCUCCUCGCCGCUCCUCACGCGCACGUCCGCCUCGCAGGCCGCCUCGGUGCUCGCGGCGCUGCGCAGCGAGCCGGCGUACACGGCGCGCUACCGCAUGCCCGCCCGCGGCGGCUCGCUGCUCGUGCAGCAGUCUGCCGCCUCUGCCUCCUCCUCUGCAGCGAGCAGCAGCGCCGCAAACGUGGUGCAUCCCAGCCGCAGCGCCGCCGCCGCCGGCGCACAGCAGGCCUCCUCGUCGACGCUGCACGCCUCGCCCGCGGCGCCGCGCGUGCCAGCCGCGAGCCGCGCCUCGCAUGCGCCGCAGACGGCAGCGACCAAGCGUGCCACGGCGGGCCUGUAUACGUCCGCUGCGGCUGCUCAGGCGCCCGAGCCGGGUGCAAAGGCGGGCAAGGGAGAAGAGGAGGAAGACACAUGGGCGUUCGGCGGAGGAGGCUCUUCGCAUGCUGCCACGCAGGAAGGCGAGCCUCGCACGCCGGCGCCGCAGUCCGCGCAGCAAGUGCCUGCCGCGGGAUUCGUAGGCAGUUCGAGCGCGGGCAAGGGCGCCGUGAAUGGCUAUGGCAAGCGUCGCAGUGGAGGCCAUGGCGCACAGGCCGCUGCGCAUGGAGAUGCAAGCUCGAGGGCCGCGAUGAAGGAGGAACAGAUGGCGCGGGAGUACAAGCACGAAUACGCGCCCACUUCGCGUGCUCCCCGCGCAAUGCCGCACCACACCUACUUCUCCUCGCCCUCGACCUCCUUCAACGUCGGCGCCGCAGGCGCGGCGGGCGCGAUUCCCAAGACGAACGCGCACGGCUCGCAGAGCGCCAUCCAUGGGCUUGGCACGCCGGGUGCGGGAAAAGGCAGUGGAGAUGGCAAGAUUCGCAAGAAGAAGACGGCACUGAUCAUGCCUGGACAAGGCUCGCAAUACGUAGCCAUGUCGCAAGACGUCUACCGCGCCUUUCGCUCUGCGCGCGACGUGUGGGCCGAGGCCGAGGAGGCGCUGCUCUCGGGCCGCUCGCACCUCUCCGAAUGGGAGGAGCGCGCCUCAAGCCCGCAGCAGCGCGAGGCAUUCGAGCAGGAACUCAAGAAGAGCGCGGCGUGGGAUCGCAUGCAGGGAAUGACGGGCUCGGGCACGGCGGUGGCCAGGAGUAGGAGAGGAUGGCUGAGAGACACUGUGUUCUCCGGCGAUCAGCUCAACCUGACGCGCGCCGAGAAUGCGCAGCCCGCCACGCUGGCAUGCACCCUCUCCAUCCUCGCCGUGCUGCGCAAGGAGUUUGACGUCGAUCUCAUCACGGAGCACGUCUCGCUCGCGGCCGGACACGGCACGGGCAUCUAUGCCUCCCUCGUCGCCUCGGGCGCCGUGGAUAUUGGCGAUGCGACGCGUCUGCUGAGACAUAGAGGCUUGAUGAGCUCGAAAUGCGUAGAGGAGAGCGAGGUGCUCUUUCCGCCGGGCUGUGACAGGCCCGACACGAUCUACGAGUCUUGGGCAUUCGCCAACUCCGGCAGCGGCAAGGGCGCAGAGCUGCUCUCGAGCGUGGCGGUGGACGCAGGAGGCGUGCCGCCCACCAGUCCCGCUUCCGACGCCGACGUCGUGAAUGCCGAGAAGGACGGACUUGAUGUGCAGCCUCAGCGUCGGGGAUGGAAGCGCUCGCAAAUGUCUGGCGUCAUGGUGCGCCCCGGCAAGCUGAACGCCACGCUGCGAGCCGUCGAGGCGACGCAGGCAGACAUCAAGGCGGGCGCCGUCAAGGAUGUGGCGACGGACGAAGUGGUGGAGAUUGCCAACGUCAACAACAAUCUGCAGGUCGUGCUUUCGGGCACGCGCGUCGGCGUCUCGCUCGCCUCGGAUCGUCUGCGCGCCCUCGGUCUCGGAGCGCGCGCCGUCAAUCUGCCCGUCUCGGGGCCGUAUCAUUCCUCGCUCAUGCUUCCCGCCGCCGAGGCACUCAAGCCCACCAUCGUGCACCUUCCUCUGCGCGCACCUCAGGGAUUCCGCAUCGUCUCCUCCAACAAGGGCGCGCCGCUCCUCGACGAUGUCGACGCCAUCCGUGCCGACCUGAGCGGCGCGACGGCCAGACGCGUCGAGUGGCUCGACAGCAUUGAGCGCCUGGUGGAGGAGGGCGUGCAGCGCUUCAUCUGCUUGGGCCCGGGGCGCGCCUGCGCCCAUCUCCUCAGCAAGGAGCUGGCGUAUCGCGACCGCCUGCGCGUGGCGCAGGGCAUGCAGCCCGCCGAGUACGAGGUGUGGUCCAUCACGUCGGUGGAAGAUAUCGAGCAGCUCGGCGACGUCCUCAACCGCCUCUCCGUCUCCGAGGGUGCCUCGCGCCCCGUGGAGCAUGCGUCGGACCACGUCGUUGCAAUCUGAGUUCCUUGCCUCUACCUAGCGCCUCUCCUUCUAGCCGCCUCCCCUUCUCUGGUCCGCGUCCAAGCAGCUGCUUCAGAUUGUAAUUUUAGUCACGACGCUCAUUCCGGUCCAUGAUGAUAUUGCGUUUCGCUCCCGUG
Messenger RNA from Tilletiopsis washingtonensis, 2611 nucleotides. RefSeq names its product FabD/lysophospholipase-like protein. Gene Ontology annotation, biological process: fatty acid biosynthetic process. NCBI's taxonomy places the organism in Eukaryota, Fungi, Basidiomycota, Exobasidiomycetes, Entylomatales. Gene Ontology annotation, cellular component: mitochondrion. The transcript has 9 exons. Bases 60 to 2474 code for a protein of 804 amino acids. Gene Ontology annotation, molecular function: [acyl-carrier-protein] S-malonyltransferase activity. The record is from RefSeq and is a predicted model, not a curated record.